AUGCCAGGGUGCUCUUUAUGGCUCCUGCCACCCAGCGACUCACCAAUCCAACUCAUACUCUCUGACCUCGUAACUACGAAGAUCCCCUCCCUUUUUCCCGAACUCCACAAUGUUGUGUUCGAGCCACAUAUGACACUGACCUCCGAGAUAACGCUUCCUCCGGACAUUAGCGGCAACAAGCGAGCCCAAAGAUGGCUCGACGAUCUACCGCUGCCGAAGAAAGUCAAUGUCGACGUUUGCCUUGAGUCACUCGAUGUGGGGGCUCAAUACUUCAAGAAACUUAUAUUAAGUGUGAGCAAGGGACCCCUAGAGACUUUCGCGGCACACGUGCGUUCUACUGCCGUGGAGAAUGGGGGUAUGACUGCGGCGACAAGCUGGGUGAAGGAGACCUGGGCACCGCAUGUCAGCUUGAUGUACGCCGAUAUCGAAGUCACCGCCCAGAAACGUCAGGAGAUCCUGCAGGUGGUCGCGGAGGCGGGAAUACGAAUAGAGAAACAAAACGUGUUGCUCGAGGACGGGAAAGGCGACUACAGUGGAUGGACUGGGGGCCGCAUUGCACUGGUCGAGACCUGGAAAGAGCUGAGGGACUGGGAGGUCGUGGCUGCAAGAGCGAUAUGA
Messenger RNA from Letharia columbiana, 618 nucleotides. RefSeq lists its product as uncharacterized. The record is from RefSeq and is a predicted model, not a curated record. Lineage: Eukaryota; Fungi; Ascomycota; Lecanoromycetes; Lecanorales; Parmeliaceae. Gene Ontology annotation, molecular function: 2',3'-cyclic-nucleotide 3'-phosphodiesterase activity. Gene Ontology annotation, biological process: cyclic nucleotide metabolic process. The transcript is spliced from 2 exons. Bases 1 to 618 code for a protein of 205 amino acids.